Molecule: messenger RNA, 824 nt
Organism: Chinchilla lanigera (long-tailed chinchilla)
Lineage: Eukaryota; Metazoa; Chordata; Mammalia; Rodentia; Chinchillidae
Product: sperm-tail PG-rich repeat-containing protein 2
Exons: 6
Coding region: 140-541 (133 amino acids)
Source: RefSeq, a predicted model, not a curated record
GACAUACUGGCAUGCCCAACAGGGACCUGAAAGUACUGUUCGAGAUGUCAGGAAGGGAUUUCAGUGUCCAGCGGAGCAGAGAAGAGUUGGAUGGGUUAUUCCAGCCCCUGGCAGCUAUGAUGUUCAAAAAUCAUAUGAAAUGUCCCAACUUAAACAUAAUUACAUGCCACCUCGCAGUUUGGUGGCUGAAAGAAAACAUACCUCCUUCCUUAGUGGAGCUCCUCGGUGCCUAGAAAAAAUGACUGAUGGGCCAGGGCCUGCAGCAUACAAUCCUGUUUUCAAGAAAUCUUGCCCCAUACCUUCAUUUUUUAAAGCAUCGAAGCAUUUUGAAGAUUCUGAUGAGGUUACUCCUGGCCCAACAACAUAUGAGCUUAGUCCAUUUUUAAGACAUUCUGUUCUGAAGAAAACAUUUAAUGUCACUCUGUCAAAUCCUUUUGUGACAAAGACAGGAAACACUACAGAACAAAAAGCCAAACAAAAACACCCAGGAGGCAAAACGCAAGCUUCUAAAUGGUGUCUGGAGUUGUGCCGUCGGGAAUGAAAAGGCUGCUCAAUAAGAAGAUGUGUCUCAGAGGUAAUUUCUAUUAAUACAAAGGUAAGCUGACAGGUCUCUCGUGGAGAAGCACUUCCAGGUUGAUGAUGUCCUCCAUCAGCUGCUCAAAGGAACAUAAUUGCUCUUCUAACCUCUAGAGAGGGAUAAAUCUGUUCUUGUAAGACAGUGAAUUCUUUUUUUCCUUUUAAGUUUUUCCUGUUACAAAAGCAUUAUAUAUAUAUUCAUGGUAUUCUUUCUAAAUGUAAAACUGAUGCUUCCAUAUAAAACAUAA